Molecule: messenger RNA, 2817 nt
Organism: Ustilago hordei
Lineage: Eukaryota; Fungi; Basidiomycota; Ustilaginomycetes; Ustilaginales; Ustilaginaceae
Product: putative SSL2 - DNA helicase
Exons: 1
Coding region: 1-2817 (938 amino acids)
Biological process (GO): nucleotide-excision repair; transcription initiation at RNA polymerase II promoter
Cellular component (GO): nucleotide-excision repair factor 3 complex; transcription factor TFIIH holo complex; transcription preinitiation complex
Molecular function (GO): DNA binding; hydrolase activity; ATP binding
Source: RefSeq, a predicted model, not a curated record
AUGUCUUCCAACGACCAGGGUCAGGGCUCUCGACCUCGCCUUACCGUCAAGCUGAGGCCAAACUCGAAUGCAGCGAGCAACGGUGCCAACGCUCCAAGUUCAGCUGCAGCCUCUCGAGCCCAGAGCUCCCGCAACACACCUGUCAGCUAUCGAGAUGAUGACGACGAGGACGGAGAGCAGCCAUUCGCCUUGGAUGAUGGGGUUUUCUCCGAGGAUUCUGGAGACGACUAUACAGGUGCUAGCAAAAAGAAGGGCAAAGGCGCUCUAGGCAAAAAGGCAAAAGCCACUGAAGCUGCACCAUCGGCACCAACAAAUGCGAUUGCCCGCCAGCACCCUCUUUCGGGCGCAGCCCCACGCUUCAACGGCUCAGCCAUGGACGAAGACGAUGAGCAGGACCAAUACGAGUCUGGCGAGCUACGUUUCCACACUCGCGACUUCACCAAAAUGCCGCUCAAGCUUGAUCAUGCCAGUCGACCACUCUGGAUCUCACCAGAUGAUGGCCACAUCAUCCUCGAAGGUUUCAGUCCACUCGCCGAGCAGGCCCAAGACUUCUUGAUUGCCAUUGCCGAACCUGUCAGUCGACCUGCCUACAUCCAUGAAUACAAACUCACCCCCUACUCGCUGUACGCUGCUGUCUCCGUCGGUUUGCAACCCAACGAUAUCAUCGAGGUCCUUAACAGGCUCUCCAAGGUGCCAGUGCCCGACGCUGUGGUUGCCUUCAUUCGCGAGUACACGGCCAGCUUCGGCAAGAUCAAGCUUGUUCUCAAGCAGAACAAAUACUUUGUUGAGAGCGCGCAUCCCGAGAUUCUCCAGACCCUUUUGCAGGACAGCAUCAUCGGAGCAGCUCGAGUGCGCGAAGAUCCAAAUGCUGCCAGGUCUGGACGUAUGGAAGUGUUGGGCAAAACGCAAGCCCCCACUCGUGGUGAUCUUGUCAUUCCAGGAACCGAAAGUGCUGCCAGGAAGGCAAGACAACAAGCUGCCGCUGCUGGUCAAGCACCUGCAUCGGCCAACGCCAAUCGCCCAGGCGCAGGAGCGAGCAACGGCGCAGGCGCCACGGGACCUGCGCCCGAGAACGCUGAAGCAGCACGCAGGGAAGACGAGGCCGAGCUUUUCUCGGCCAUCAUCGGUGUCGACGAGGCGGACGAACUGGACGAAGACGAUACAGUGCACAGCUUCGAAAUUGCAGAAGAGUACAUCGAACAGGUCAAGAAGCGGUGCAACGAGAUCGGCUACCCCAUGCUUGAAGAGUACGAUUUCCGCAACGAUCACCUCAACGCUGACCUGGAGAUCGACCUCAAGCCCAUCACACAUAUUCGACCUUAUCAGGAGAAGAGUUUGGCCAAGAUGUUUGGUAACGGUCGUGCAAGAAGUGGGAUCAUUGUGCUGCCAUGCGGUGCCGGCAAGACGCUCGUCGGUAUCACUGCAGCGUGUACAAUCAAGAAGAGCUGCCUCGUGCUGUGCACCAGUAGUGUCAGCGUCAUGCAGUGGAGACAGCAAUUUCUGCAGUGGAGCAACAUCCAAGACAAUCAGAUCAGUGUCUUCACAGCUGAUCAGAAGGAAAAGUUCUCGGGGGCUUCGGGCAUCGUCGUUUCCACCUAUUCGAUGGUGGCCAACACCGGCAAACGUUCACACACAUCCCAAAAGAUGAUGAAUUUUCUCGAGAGCCGUGAGUGGGGUUUCAUCUUGCUCGACGAGGUGCACGUAGUGCCCGCAAGCAUGUUCCGAAGAGUAUUGACCAAGAUCAAGGCGCACUCAAAGCUUGGCUUGACAGCCACGCUAGUGCGCGAAGACGAAAAGAUCGACGAGCUUAACUUCCUAGUCGGCCCGAAGCUCUAUGAGGCCAACUGGAUGGACUUGGCCGCCAAGGGUCAUAUCGCCACCGUUCAAUGCGCCGAAGUGUGGUGUCCGAUGACGCCCGAGUUUUACCGCGAGUACUUGCGAGAGAAGAGCCGAAAAAAGAUGCUGCUCUACUGCAUGAACCCAAACAAGUUUCAAGCCUGUCAAUUCCUUAUUGACUAUCACGAGAAUCGAGGCGACAAGAUCAUCGUCUUUUCGGACAACGUGUUCGCACUCGAGGCCUAUGCGAUCAAGCUCAAGAAGCCUUACAUUCACGGCGGUACAGCUCAUGUAGAGCGCAUGCGUAUUCUGCAGAACUUCCAGCACAACCCUUUGGUCAACACGAUCUUCCUGUCCAAGGUUGGAGAUACAUCGAUCGACUUGCCCGAAGCAACGUGUCUGAUCCAGAUCUCCUCGCAUUUCGGAUCGCGACGUCAAGAGGCACAGCGCCUAGGACGUAUCCUUCGAGCUAAGCGAAGGAACGACGAGGGCUUCAAUGCCUUCUUUUACAGUUUGGUCAGCAAGGACACCGCUGAAAUGUUCUACUCGACUAAGCGACAGCAGUUUUUGAUCGACCAGGGUUACGCAUUCCGAGUCAUCACACAUCUUGUCGGGAUGGAGCACAUGCCGGGGUUGGUGUACAAGAGUCAGGCAGAGCAGAUUGAGCUGCUCCAGAGCGUUCUCAUUGCAAACGAGUCGGACGCAGAUCUAGGUUCCGACCUGCAAGGCACCGAGUUUGGCAGCGCUGCCCAUCGAGGCGGCGGGGGCAGUGGUGGUCGAGGAGGGCCAUCGAUGAAUGCCGCUGUGGCCAAGGCUUCACGAACAACAGGUUCGCUGAAUGCGCUCAGUGGUGCCCAGCAUAUGUCGUACAUCGAACGCAAUAGGUCUGUCAACAAGGCGCUCAACAAGGAACAGGGCCGUCACAAGCUGUUCCAGAAGCGUGCAGACAAGGCAAAGCGAAAGAACAUGGACGAUGACUGA